Molecule: messenger RNA, 228 nt
Organism: Cetraspora pellucida
Lineage: Eukaryota; Fungi; Glomeromycota; Glomeromycetes; Diversisporales; Gigasporaceae
Source: the annotation of a GenBank genome assembly
AAGUUGGAAAGCAAUUAUGUUAUUUUCAUUAUCUUAGCAUAAUUGAUCACAAUAACACAUAUAAGUCUUCAGCCAAUAAUGAAACAGGCAUAAUUGAGUUUGAAUCUUCUAUGGAAAUUGAUAAAUUAGAUAGUUCAACAGAAACCCUAUUAACUGAUAAUGAAAUAAAAAAAUUAAGUGACAACGAAUUAGUUAAUUUAAUUGAAAAACUAAAAAAAGAGCUAAAAA